AUGCUGCCGAAGGUCUCGAAGAGCAAGAUCGGCUUCUUCAGGGUGUGGGAGAAGCCGUCCGAGAACUUUGACAAGGUCACAAAGGGAAGGGGUUCAGUUCUCGGGUACGCAAACGCACGAUACAUGGAGGUGAUAUUUUCUGCUGUCAUCGAUGAGCUCGCCGGUAGAUCCAUGUCCUUCCUCGUGGACAGAUACCUGAAGCGGAUGGCGGCGCCGACGGAGGAGGAGCGGCUGCGGAGCCUGCAGCGGCUGCUGCUGCGGGUUCGCGUCGUUGUCGAGAAGGCAGAUGGCCAGCUCAUCACGAACCAGGUCAUGAUGCAUCAACUCGGCAUACUGAAAGAAGAGAUGUACAGAGGGUGCUACACCCUCGACGUGCUCAGUUGCCAAUCCCAUGGAGAAGACAGGACGAAAGAUCAUGAGCCGUACAGCACGCAUCUGCUGCUGAGCAAGUGCAUGUUCGGGCGCCAAAUGGAGAUGGAACAUGUCCUGAACUUCCUGCUGCAAACCGAUGGAGCUGGAAGUCCGGCGGUCAUGCCGAUCAUCGGUCCAAGGAAAGUCGGAAAGAGCACCCUGAUCGAGCACGCUUGCGACGACGAAAGGGUGCGCAGCCACUUCUCUCGGAUCAUGUGUUUCAAUGGAGAUGGCCUUGAAGAUGCUAGUGUGGAGGCUCUGCGAGACGGAGCCAGAAUCAAGCAUCGAAACCGCGGUGGCACGGGCGGCGGAAGGACAUUGAUCAUCAUCGAGCCACUUGCGGACAUUGACGACCAUGCAUGGAGGAGCCUGUACUCGGCUGCAAGAGGCCGCGUCGCGAGCGGGAGCAAGAUCAUAGUGGCGAGCCGGUCCGACAAGAUCGCACGCUUCGGAACCACGCAGCCCCUCAGGCUACACCUCUUCACCCCGGAGGCGUACUGGUACUUCUUCAGGGCGCGCACCUUCGGGAGCGCGAGGGCGGAAGACCACCCGAGGCUCGCGGCAAUCCUGCUGAAGCUGAACCUGGACCUGGAGAUCCUGAGACGACGAUGA
This is a messenger RNA of Triticum turgidum subsp. durum (durum wheat), 1023 nucleotides long. Lineage: Eukaryota; Viridiplantae; Streptophyta; Magnoliopsida; Poales; Poaceae. The record is from the annotation of a GenBank genome assembly.